GUAACCGAUUCCCUCUCAUCCAACGAACACGAGGAUGUUGAGGGUGCCGAAGGCACCAAUACGGGGGGUGGUUGUCCUGCCAUCGGCAAUAGCCGGUGCAUGGGAGUCGAUGGUAAUGUAGAAAUGCCUGAUGGUGAUGAUCCUUGGAUCAGCUCCAAGCUGCAGGAUCUUGACUUUGAGGUGUGGGCGCUUUCCUUACUUGGCAAGGUGCAGCAAUUGUCCUGCAGGGUGUUCAUCUCUGCUGAGAUUGAGAAUUGGUCUGCACUCUGCAUCCCAUCUCAUCUGACCCAGGUGUACUCCAAUCUGAUCCAGGAUUCACCAACCCUGGCUGCUUCGUCUGGCAAGGUGUUGACACUGCAAAAUUCCCAAGGACGAAAAAAUUAUGUUACUCGCUAA
Dibothriocephalus latus is the source of this 396-nucleotide messenger RNA. Lineage: Eukaryota; Metazoa; Platyhelminthes; Cestoda; Diphyllobothriidea; Diphyllobothriidae. The record is from the annotation of a GenBank genome assembly.